Messenger RNA from Procambarus clarkii (red swamp crayfish), 954 nucleotides. Lineage: Eukaryota; Metazoa; Arthropoda; Malacostraca; Decapoda; Cambaridae. The record is from RefSeq and is a predicted model, not a curated record.
AUGGCUGAAGGUGGCAUUGGAGAUUCUGGUAUUACACUGUCAGGAGCAGAAACUGUGGCACAGGCUUAUCGAGAAACUGUGCCACAGGCUUAUCGAGAAACUGUGCCGCAGGCUUAUCGAGAAACUGUGCCGCAGGCUUAUCGAGAAACUGUGCCGCAGGCUUAUCGAGAAAGGUCCCUCAACGGUACGCCAGGGUCCCUCAACGGUACGCCAGGGUCCCUCAACGGUACGCCAAGGUCCCUCAACGGUACGCCAGGGUCCCUCAACGGUACGCCAGGGUCCCUCAACGGUACGCCAGGGUCCCUCAACGGUACGCCAGGGUCCCCCUACGGUACGCCAAGGUCCCUCAACGGUACGCCAGGGUCCCUCAACGGUACGCCAGGGUCCCCCUACGGUACGCCAAGGUCCCUCAACGGUACGCCAGGGUCCCUCAACGGUACGCCAGGGUCCCUCAACGGGUCCCUCAACGGUACGCCAGGGUCCCUCAACGGUACGCCAGGGUCCCUCAACGGUACGCCAGGGUCCCUCAACGGUACGCCAGGGUCCCUCAACGGUACGCCAGGGUCCCUUAACGGUACGCCAGGGUCCCUCAACGGUACGCCAGGGUCCCUCAACGGUACGCCAGGGUCCCUUAACGGUACGCCAGGGUCCCUCAACGGUACGCCAGGGUCCCUUAACGGUACGCCAGGGUCCCUCAACGGUACGCCAGGGUCCCUCAACGGUACGCCAGGGUCCCUCAACGGUACGCCAGGGUCCCUCAACGGUACGCCAGGGUCCCUUAACGGUACGCCAGGGUCCCUCAACGGUACGCCAGGGUCCCUCAACGGUACGCCAGGGUCCCUCAACGGUACGCCAGGGUUCCCUAGCGGUACGCCAGGGUCCCUUAACGGUACGCCAGGGUCCCUUAACGGUACGCCAGGGUCCCUCAACGGUACGCCAGGGUUUGACAGCUGA